Macrosiphum euphorbiae (potato aphid) is the source of this 492-nucleotide messenger RNA. Lineage: Eukaryota; Metazoa; Arthropoda; Insecta; Hemiptera; Aphididae. The record is from the annotation of a GenBank genome assembly.
AUGGUUAUAGCUUUGGCGUUUAUUCCAAUUGAAAACAUAGAUAAUGCUUUAUUAUCAUUAUCUGAUAACCUACCAAAUGAUGUGCAACCAAUUUUAGACUGGUUUGAGGACAACUACGUCGGAAGAAUGAACAGGAGAGGUAAUGGACGAAGACAGCCUUUGUUUCCUCACGAAAUGUGGAAUGUCUAUAACAGAACAUUAAACCAACAGGAUAGAACUAAUAACCAUGCAGAAGCAGCUCAUCGCCGCCUUCAGACGGAAUUAGGUAUGGAUCAUCCUACAAUCUGGAAGCUUAUAGACGGCUUACGAAAAGUGCAAGCCAAUCGUGACUUCUACUAUGAACACCUUGUUGCUGGACACAACCCCCCAGUGAAAUUGAAAAAGUACAGGGAUGCCGAUCAACGUAUCUUAACAGUUGUUCGAGAUUAUAAUAACAGGAGCACUGUCGAAUAUUUAAGAGGCAUUGCGUAUAACUACCAAAUGAAUUUAUAA